Molecule: messenger RNA, 1304 nt
Organism: Solanum dulcamara
Lineage: Eukaryota; Viridiplantae; Streptophyta; Magnoliopsida; Solanales; Solanaceae
Exons: 7
Coding region: 53-1057 (334 amino acids)
Source: RefSeq, a predicted model, not a curated record
AAAUGUAACACUUUUUGAAUGUCUUUCACUGCGCUAAACUUGGGCAUUAACAAUGCAGUAUCCUCAGGCAGCAGCUGCCCCAGAGAAGGCGUUCGCCCUUAGCCUCGCGGUCUUCUCCCCAAAAAUAAUCACUUGCCAAAUUCGGCAGCCAGCUUUCCAUUUCUGUUCCACAAAGUUUGGCUCAGCUCUUCCGUCCGGCACUUUGAGGUCUCUGUCAAUUUCGCUUCUGGCAAACCACAGCGCCGCCGUACGAGCAAGUUCGUCUUCAUUCUCCAGCUCUGCCUCACCGUGGGAUGAAAAACCCUACCAAGUGUUACCGAAUGGCAAGAUAGUGUACUUGGACGAACAGGAUGUAGUCACCUUCCUCGACCCUCCCAUGGAGCUUAUUCCUUUGGACCCAUCUUCUUAUAAUCCCGCUUCUUAUCUCUGGAAGAAAAUUGAGGAUAUUCCAGAGGAAAGGAGGCACAGGCUGUUGUCCUUGCUUAACCCAAGGUUGAUAUCACAAGCCUGGGGGAUAGCUGGCACACGGUACGAUAAUCAAAAACUGGUAGAGAAAAGUGCAUCUAGCUUGCUAGCAACUGGAAAUACUGAUACAGUUGCUGAAUUUUGGAAGUGCCGAACGAGCGGAGGGCCACUGCAGAUUGCCUGGUUAAAUUUCUUCAAAAAGGUUGUAUUUCGCACUGGUGAUGGGAAGGCAUACGGACGACUCAUUAGCGAAUCAGUUUUCUCUGGGCUCUCAAAGUCAUUUUAUCCUUUGUACUUUACGCAUAGUGAACUCAAAGAAGUAAUGUCUACAGAAGAGCCUUGUGAUUUAGCAUAUGAAUUCAAAGAUGGAAUCUUGGAUCUCCCUGAUUUUCCUCAUGGUUUCCCCAAGCCAGCGGAGCAUCCAUGGCCAUUUAACGAUGAGAUAGUCAUAUAUAUACGUCAUGCGGGCCCGGGAGUGAUGGUAGGACAAGCCUGGCAAGAAGGAAAAGCAUUACAACAAGUGCCUAAAAAGCUGUGCAGUGAAAUCUUGAUGGUGAAAGAGUAUUUAUCUUCUCAGCCUCAAUCAGGCUAGUUAGUUGUUCAUUGUGUCAACUCUUUUGUUAUCUGUUACCAGCUCUUGGUAUGUAAGUUUUACAAGUGUACAUAUUGUCAUUUCUAGGCUCAUUUCUUCCUAAUUGCCAUUUCUCGAUAAUAUUUGGUUUGGUUUGAUUUUGUUCAAAAAAAACAAAGAAAUACUUGGGCAUUUAGGAGUAUUGUGAUUGCGUGCAAGGAAUUUUGUUAUUAAUUUUAACAACAUACCCAGUAGUGUGAUUCUACAA